AUGAUUAUAUCAAUUUUUUCCAUUGUGGUUUUCCUGCUGUCCAUUGACAUCAAGGCUUACUCCCAGCCUGGCGCAUGUGAUGGCAGUUGCUUCUCCCAUGACCCUUCCUUGAUUCAACACACUGAUGGCACUUGGUUCCGUUUCAAUACCGGUAAUGGGAUCGGUAUAUGGAAGGCACCCGCUCUUCAUGGGCCAUGGACAUACGUUGGUGAUGCCUUGAAGGGUGGAUCGGUGACACAGAUAGCAGGACGCGGUGACCUCUGGGCACCGGAUGUAACUCGUGUUGGUACAAUGUACUACAUGUACUACGCAGUUUCCCAAUUCGGCAAAAAAAACUCGGCGAUCGGCUUCGCCACAAGCUCAACGAUGGAGGCAGGGUCAUGGACAGAUCAUGGGGGCAUAGGUGUAGAAUCUUCCGACAGCUCCCGCUACAACGCAAUUGAUCCCAGCCUCCUAGUAUCUGGAAAUGACUACUACCUGGUCUUUGGAUCCUGGAACCAGGGUAUCUACCAAGUAGCCAUGGAAUCUCCUCCAAACAGAAAAACCGGGUCUAGCUCUUCGAACCAUCUGGCGUACGUCUCUCGCGCGCCUCAUACCGGGGAAGGACCAACAAUGUUCCAUCACGAUGGAUGGUAUUACCUUCUAUAUUCCUCCGGCAUAUGUUGCGGGUACCAGAACAAGAAGCCGGCUCCUGGUGACGAGUACAAAAUCGUUAUGUGCCGUAGUAAUUCGCCUACAUCCGGGUUUCAUGACAAGGCUGGUGUUGACUGUUUGGUAGGCGGAGGAACAACGCUACUAGAGAGUCAUGAUAAUGUUUACGGUCCCGGUGGACAAGGCGUGAUUGACACCCCCGAUGGCCUCCUUCUGUACUACCACUACACCAACCCUCAACGUGGCAUUGCGGACGCCGAUAAUCUUUUUGGUUACAAUUAUUUAUCUUUUUCAGAUGGAUGGCCCGCUGUCUGA
Molecule: messenger RNA, 966 nt
Organism: Melampsora larici-populina 98AG31
Lineage: Eukaryota; Fungi; Basidiomycota; Pucciniomycetes; Pucciniales; Melampsoraceae
Product: family 43 glycoside hydrolase
Exons: 4
Coding region: 1-966 (321 amino acids)
Biological process (GO): carbohydrate metabolic process
Molecular function (GO): arabinan endo-1,5-alpha-L-arabinosidase activity
Source: RefSeq, a predicted model, not a curated record